Molecule: messenger RNA, 378 nt
Organism: Rotaria sp. Silwood1
Lineage: Eukaryota; Metazoa; Rotifera; Eurotatoria; Philodinida; Philodinidae
Source: the annotation of a GenBank genome assembly
AUGCUUGUAUAUGAUAUAACAAGUGAAAAAAGUUUUGAUAAUAUUAAAAAUUGGAUACGUAAUAUUCAAGAACAUGCUUCAGCUGAAGUUGAACGAAUGCUUAUAGGAAAUAAAUGUGACAUGCAAGAUAAACGACAAGUUAGUCGAGAAAAGGGUGAAAAUCUUGCUAAUGAAUAUGGUAUUAAAUUUAUGGAAACCAGUGCAAAAGGAAAUAUUAAUGUAGAUGAAGCAUUUUUUUCACUGGCCAAAGAUAUUAAAGCAAAAAUUGAUAAAAAAGCUGGUUCUGAUCUAUUGAAUAAACCGGCAGUAAUAAAACCCAAAGUAGAUUUACAAAAAAAAAGUGGUACAUCGUUUUGGUCUCGUUGCUCAAUAUUUUAA